CCGAGGGCAGCCGCGGGCACCCGGAAGAAGGAGACGCGGCGGCGGCGACGCCGACACCCGCAGGGCGAGUGCGCCGAUCCGCCCGCGAGCCCGGGGAGGAGGCGGCGGCGGCGGCGAGGUCCGGCCCCCGCCGUCCCUGGUGUAGGGGAGAAGCCGAGGGCGCCGCGGCCGGCCCGGGACUUGCACGGGCUCUCGCCCCACUUGGGGUCUCGGACACGCUGAGGACCCCCCCACCCGCGCUGCGCCAUGUUCAAGAAACUGAAGCAGAAGAUCAGCGAGGAGCAGCAGCAGCUGCAGCAGGCGCUGGCUCCCACUCAGGCUCCCUCUGGUUCUUCAACACCAACAAGAACCAGGACCAGGACCUCCUCAUUUACAGAGCAGCUUGAUGAAGGCACACCCAAUAGAGAGUCAGGUGACACGCAGUCUUUCGCACAGAAGCUCCAGCUCCGGGUGCCUUCCAUGGAGUCUCUGUUUCGAAGUCCAAUCAAGGAAUCUCUGUUCCGGUCUUCUUCCAAAGAGUCUUUGGUGCGAACCUCGUCCAGGGAGUCCUUGAAUCGGCUUGAGCUGGACAGCUCCCCUGCUGCCUUUGACCCGCCCUCUGACAUGGAGAGUGAGGCCGAGGACACCCUUGGCGGUUCGGACAGUCUCAACAAAGAACAGUUGAUUCAGCGCUUACGAAGGAUGGAACGAAGCUUGAGUAGCUACAGAGGAAAGUAUUCGGAGCUCGUUACAGCUUAUCAGACUCUUCAGAGAGAGAAGAAAAAGCUCCAAGGUAUAUUGAGUCAGAGUCAAGAUAAAGCACUCCGGAGAAUUGGAGAAUUAAGAGAGGAGCUCCAGAUGGAUCAGCAGGCAAAGAAGCACCUGCAGGAGGAGUUUGAUGCCGCGCUGGAGGAGAAGGACCAGCACAUCAGUGUGCUUCAAACUCAGGUUUCUCUGCUGAAGCAGCGGUUGCGAAAUGGCCCAGGGAACGCAAACCUCCCCAAACCCCUGUGUGAGGUAGAAGCUCAGGAAGAAGAGGGUCCGGAGAGUCACGUGGAGCCAGCAGUGGGAGACGGAGCUUCUGCUAAAACGCUGGAAGCUCUCCAGCAAAGAGUGCGGCGUCAGGAGAACCUGCUGCAGCGCUGUAAGGAGACCAUUCAGUCACACAAGGAGCAGUGCGCGCAGCUCACCAGUGAGAAGGAGGCCCUGCAGGAGCAGCUGGAGGAAAGGCUUCAAGAACUGGAGAAGAUGAAGGAGCUUCAUAUGGCUGAGAAGACUAAACUUAUCACUCAGUUGCGUGAUGCAAAGAACUUAAUUGAACAGCUUGAACAAGAUAAGGGAAUGGUAAUAGCAGAGACCAAGCGCCAGAUGCACGAGACCCUGGAAAUGAAAGAAGAAGAAAUUGCUCAGCUUCGUAGUCGCAUCAAGCAGAUGACUACCCAGGGAGAGGAAUUACGGGAACAGAAAGAGAAGUCAGAAAGAGCUGCUUUUGAGGAACUUGAAAAAGCCUUGAGUACAGCCCAAAAAACGGAAGAAGCACGGAGACAAAUGAAGGCAGAAAUGGAUGAACAAAUCAGAGCGAUCGAGAGGACCAGCGAGGAGGAGCGCAUCAGCCUGCAGCAGGAGUUGAGUCGGGUGAAGCAGGAGGUUGUGGAUAUAAUGAAAAAGUCCUCAGAGGAACAAAUUGCCGAACUACAGAAGCUUCAUGAAAAAGAGUUGGCCAGGAAAGAACAAGAGCUGACCAAGAAACUUGAGAACCGAGAGAGGGAAUUUCAGGAGCAGAUGAAAGUGGCUCUCGAAAAAAGUCAAUUAGAAUAUUUGAAAAUCACCCAAGAAAAAGAGCAGCAAGGGUCUUUGGCCCUGGAAGAGUUAGAGUUGCAGAAGAAAGCAGCCCUCGCAGACAGUGAAAAUAAACUGCGGAACCUUCAGCACGAAGUGGAGACUUACAGAACCAGAAUUCUUGAAUUGGAAAGUUCUUUGGAAAAAAGCUUGCAAGAAAGCAGAAGUCAGUCAGAAGAUUUGACUGUUCAUUUGGAAGCCGAAAAGAAUAAGCACAAUAAAGAAAUUACAAUCAUGGUUGAAAAACACAAGACGGAAUUAGAAAGCCUGCAGCACCAGCAGGACCAGCUGUGGGCUGAAAGGGUCCGCACGUUAGAGCAAGAGCACCAGACCGAAGUGGAGAAACUUCGAGAAAAGUGUGAGCAGGAGAAAGCAACGUUGUUGAAAGAGAAGGAGGUUCUCUUCCAGGCCCACAUUCAAGAGAUGAACGAGAAGACCUUAGAGAAGCUUGACGUGAAGCAAACAGAGCUAGAAUCGUUAUCUGCUGAGCUCUCAGAUGUAUUAAAAGCCCGCCACAAGCUAGAAGAAGAGCUUUCCCUUCUAAAGGAUCAAGGCAGUAAAAUGAAGCAGGAAUUAGAAGCCAAACUGAAUGAGCAGAAACAGCGCCACCAAGAACAAGUCGAUAGUAUCCUUAAGGAACAAGAGGUGUCGAUGCAGAGAACGGAAAAGGCUUUAAAGGAUGAAAUCAAUCAACUCGGGCUUCUCCUGGAGGAAAAGGACAGGCAUCUGAAAGAACAUCAGACCCGGGUGGAAAACCUAGAGGCAGAUGUGAGAAGGUCAGAAGGGGAGCUGCAGCAGGCAUCUGCCAAACUGGACCUUUGUCAGUCGCACCAGAGUGCCACCCAGGAGCAAGCUGCAGCCUACGAGGAGCAGGUGGCUCAGCUCCAGCAGAAGCUGUUGGAUUUAGAAACGGAAAAAAGUCUUCUUACCAAGCAGGUAGCUGAAGUUGAAACACAAAAGAAAGAUGUUUGUAUGGAAUUAGAUACUCAGAAAAUCCAAGUGCGGGACUUGCUACAGCAACUUGAAAAACAGAAGAGCGAAAUGGAGCAGAAGGUGCAGUCUUUAACCCAGCACUACGAGUGUCAGCUCAAAGACAGCAACACGGAGCAGGAGCAGACAAAGCAGGUCCUGAUGGAGAAGGAAAAUGCGAUUUUACAAAUGAGAGAAGGGCAGAGCAAAGAAAUUGAGAUACUCAAACAGAAGUUAUCAGCCAAAGAAGACAGUAUUAGUCUUCUGCGUGAGGAAUAUGAAACUAAAUUUAAAAACCAAGAGAAAAAGAUGGAAAAAAUUAAACAGAAGGCAAAGGAGAUGCAAGAAACGCUAAAGAAGAAAUUGUUAGAUCAGGAAGCCAAACUUAAAAAAGAGCUUGAAAAUACUGUGCUGGAGCUGAGUGAGAAAGAGAAACAGUUCAAUGCCAAGAUGUUGGAGAUGGCACAGGCUAACUCAGCUGGAAUCAGUGAUGCCGUGGCAAGACUGGAGACAAACCGGAAGGAGCAACUAGACAGUCUCACGGAGGCGCACCGGCGGGAGCUCAACGACGUCAUAGCAGGCUGGGAAAAGAAGCUGAGUCAGCAAGCUGAAGACCUGCAGGAGAAACACGAGAUUGAGCUACAGGACAAAGAACAGGAGCUGGAAGACCUGAAGCAGAAGGUCCUCAGAGUUGGGUGUGAAAAAGAAGAGCUGAGCAGGGAAAUAACGUGGCUGAAGGAAGGAAGCGUGAAACAGGAUGCAACGUUCAAGGAAUUACAGGGACAGUUGAAGGAGAAGUGUGUCCACAUAGAGUCUCUCACACAGCAUGAAACUGAACUGAAGGCGCAGCUUCAAAAGCUGGAAGGCGACUGGAAUCAAUCCAUGAAGGAAAACACUUGUCUUCAAGAGCAGCUCGUCGAACUGAAGAUGCUAACUGAGAGAGAUAGGCUCACGAUUUCCGAAUUGACCGACAAAUUAAAGGUGACCGAUGAAGAAUUCCAGAGUUUGAAAUCUUCACAUGAGAGAAGUAAGAAAAACCUAGAAGACAAAACCUUGGAAUUCCAAAAACUGUCUGAGGAAGUGGCUGCCCAGCUAGAUGGUUACUGUAAGAAAACUGAAGCCUUCUUAGAAACUAAGGCAAAUGAGCUCAUCAGCGCCAGUAGUUGUAAAGUUAAUGCCAUCCUCUCCAGGAUCUCCCAUUGUCAGCACCACGCAACGAAAGUGAAGGAAGUACUACUAAGUAAGACUUGCCAAGUUUCUCAACUGGAAGCACAAGUUAGGCAGCUAACGGAGGACCAGGAGAGGCUGAAGAGUUCCUUUCAACAAGCUACCCAUCAGUUAGAAGAAAAAGAGGAUGAGAUCAAGAGCAUGAAGGUUGACAUUGAAGGUCUUGUCGCUGAGAAGGAGGCCUUGCAGAAGGAGGGAGGCAACCAGCAGCAGGCAGCCUCAGAAAAGGAGUCUUGUAUCACACAGCUCAAGAAAGAGUUAUCGGAAAACAUCAAUGCUCUCACGCUGAUGAAGGAAGAGCUUCAAGAAAAAAAAUCCGAGCUCAGCAGUCUCAGCCAGCAGUUGGCUGACUUGAAUGCUCAGCUUCAAAACAGUGUCAGUGUGAGUGAAAAAGAAGCAGCCGUGUCAUCCCUGAGAGAGCAGUACAAUGAGCAGCAACGCGAGCUGUCGCGGCAGGUCCAGGACCUGUCUUUGCAAGUCAGUACUUUGAGUAAAGAGAAAAGUUCUGCUCUUGAGCAGGUAGAUUCCUCAUCCAGCAAGUUGUCAGAAUGGAAGAAAAAGGCACAGUCCAAAUACACGCAGUACCAGAAUACCAUCACAGAGCUCCAGGGGCAACUGGAGAUGAAAACAAGGGAGACCGGUGACAAGGAGGAGCAGAUACGCUUCCUGAAGGAGGACCUUGAGCAGCAGAGCAGGAGGUUGGAAUGUUUAAAGGGCGAAAUGGAAGAGAACAAGAGCAAGAUGGAGAAAAAAGAGCGUGACUUAGAGACCGAGGUCAAGAACCAGGCAGCCAGAAUUGUGGAGUUAGAGAACCUUGUUACUCAGAGAACAGUUGAAAUUGAGUCCUUAAAUGAAACCCUUAGAAGUAAUCAAGAAAGUGGUAUCCAACAGGAAGAACUAGUCCAGAAACUUCACCACUUUCAAGAACUAGGAGAAGAAAAGGACAAUAGGGUUAGAGAAGCAGAAGGAAAAAUCUUAGAUCUUGAAAAGCAGGUGUCUUCCAUGCAAACCGAACUUGAGGCUAAGAAGAAAGAGUUGGAACAGGUGCAUUCGGAUGUGAAAAGCAAAGAGGAGGCGCUGAAGGCCUUGGAAGAAAGACUGGAGUUAGAAAAUGCUGCAAAAUUAGCAGAACUGAAGAAAAAAGCAGAACAAAAAAUUGCUGCCAUCAGGAAGCAGUUGUUAUCACAAAUGGAAGAGAAAGAACAGCAAUAUAAAAAAGACACAGAAAGCCGUGUGAGUGAGCUGCAUGGGAAACUGCAGGAAAGAGAAAGGGAAGUUGGCAUCCUAGAAGAAAAACUGAAGGCAGGGCAGAGUUCCCCACGGUCAGAAGCAACAGAUGUCCCCGGUUCAGCCAGAAAUGCGACAGAUUCCCAAGGAUGCGUGCAAAAGGCAUGUGAAGAACAGAUUGGUGACUUACAAAGGACUUUAGCUGAGAAAGAAAACCUGUUGCAGAGACUAGGGCAGGAGAAAGAAGAGGCAGUGUCUUCUCGCUCUGAAAUGCAGGACAGAUACCAGGAGCUCCUAACGAAGUUGGAACAGGCGGAAACCAAGAAUCGAGAAGCCCAAGUGAGGAUCGAUCAUCUUCAGAAAGAACUCCAAGGUCAAAGCAAGAAAUGUUCUCUGAUAGCACCUCAGCACGUGGAAGAAGAGGGAGGCUCAAAUAACACAGAGGCGAAGCAGAACCUGGACAAUGUAGCUGGUGAUGUCCAGAAGGCCCUCGUGGAGAAGGAGCGGACCUGCCAGAUCCUGGAGCAGAAGAUAAGAGAAUUGGAUUCGUGCUUGGUAAGAGAGAAGGAACUUCAUAGAGUUGAAAUGGGAGAGUUGACCUCAAAAUAUGAAAAAUUGCAGGCUUUACAACAGCAAACGGAUGAAAAAAAUAAGUCCACAGAAGCCUUGGAGGAAAGUGUUGGACAAAAGACCGGGUCACAUGUGGGCCAACCCAGGCCAUCUAGUGACGUGGAAAGCCAGCACAGUGAGCUGGAGCUGAAGUUAGCCGGGGCAGAGCGGGAGAAGCAGAAGCUGAGCAAGGAGAUCACGAGGCUGCAGAAAGACCUUCGGGCGUUAAGGAAGGAGCAUCAGCAAGAACUGGACAUAGUAAAGAAAGAGUGCGAACAGGAAAUGGAAGAGAAAAUCAAACAGGAGCAGGAGGACCUGGAGUUGAAGCACAAUUCCAUGUUGAAACAGCUGAUGAGGGAAUUCAACACCCAGCUGGCACAGAAGGAGCAGGAGCUGGAAAUGACCGUAAAGGAGACCAUCAGUAAGGCGCAGGAGGUAGAAGCUGAACUUUUGGAAAGCCAUCAAGAAGAGACAAAUCAGUUACAUAAAAAAAUUGCCGAGAAAGAGGAAGAUCUGAAAAGAACAGCCAAAAGAUACGAAGAAAUCAUUGAUGCUCGUGAAGAAGAAAUGACUGCAAAAGUAAUGGACUUACAGACUCAGCUUGAGGAGCUGCAAAAAAAGUACCAGCAAAAGCUGCAGCAGGAGGAGAGCCCGAGCAGUGACCACGCAACCAUCGUGGAGCUCCAGACUCAGCUGGCACAGAAGACCACACUGGUCAGCGAUUCCAAGUUAAAAGAACAGGAAUUCAGAGAACAGAUUCACAACUUAGAAGACCGUUUAAAAAAAUACGAAAAGAACAUCUAUGCAACAACUGUGGGGACACCUCACAAAGGUGGCAAUUUGUACCAUACUGAUGUAUCACUUUUUGGAGAACCAACCGAGUUUGAGUAUUUGCGAAAAGUGCUGUUUGAGUAUAUGAUGGGUCGUGAGACUAAGACCAUGGCGAAAGUUAUAACCACUGUACUCAAGUUCCCCGAUGAUCAGACUCAGAAAAUUUUGGAAAGAGAAGAUGCGCGGCUAACGUUGACUUCGCCUCGCAGUGGCAUCUUCUGAGUAAGCCGUCAGUCUAUGCUUAGGUAGCAUGGGUCAUGGCUCCGGCCUUCAUCUUGAAGAAGUUGAACCAGUGACAUAGGGUGACUGCCGCUUGCAGAGCUGUCCACGCUGGCCGUUCUUGGAGCAGCAACCACCGUUCAGGCCCCCGUGUGGCUGGAAGACCAGGAAGAAUCUGACAUUGACCCAUAGAUUUAUUAUAGAAUUGCUUUUCUAUUAGAUUUUGCCAGUGGAGAGGCGUCAGUAGCUUUUCCUUUCUCCUUCAGGGAUUUGUUGCCAAGAGUUUUUUGUUGUUAAAAAGAUUUUUUGAAUAACUUAACCUGACUCAUGGGCUCAUUGAAUAACUAAUUCCUUUCUUCCAUUCUUUUAGUCUCUCAACUGCUUGCCUUUCUUAUUUAUUUUUAGGGUGAUUUUUCUCAAAGACUUGUGCAAUACAUUUUGAGGUGAAACUUAAUGAAUUUUUUUUCUGAUAAAUCAGAGCAUUUAAUUGACUAUUUUACCCAGAUUCAUUUUUUUGACUAUUCACUGAAGACUAGUUCUUUAAGCUAUAUCACAUGAUAAAUCCCAAUGGCGGUACCUCAUUGUUUACUUAGCUUUUGUACCUAUAUUUUUCAGAGGAAAAUACUACUGUAAAUUGUAAAUAGUCGUGACAUAACUAUUAUAUGCAAAUCUGUGACUAUUGGCAAUGUCAUCUGGAGGAAAAGAUAAAUAAAGUUUAUUUACUA
Ochotona curzoniae (black-lipped pika) is the source of this 7625-nucleotide messenger RNA. It is a transcript of the gene GOLGA4, whose product is annotated as golgin A4. The coding region runs from base 247 to 6903 and encodes 2218 amino acids. The record is from RefSeq and is a predicted model, not a curated record. Gene Ontology annotation, biological process: Golgi vesicle transport. Lineage: Eukaryota; Metazoa; Chordata; Mammalia; Lagomorpha; Ochotonidae. The transcript is spliced from 24 exons. Gene Ontology annotation, molecular function: small GTPase binding. Gene Ontology annotation, cellular component: Golgi apparatus.